Molecule: messenger RNA, 1221 nt
Organism: Capsicum annuum
Lineage: Eukaryota; Viridiplantae; Streptophyta; Magnoliopsida; Solanales; Solanaceae
Exons: 7
Coding region: 200-868 (222 amino acids)
Molecular function (GO): protein binding
Source: RefSeq, a predicted model, not a curated record
CAUUUUUCUUUUAUAACUUUGGUGACAAAACACUCAUUUCAAAUACGACAGUUUCUUUUUCUUUUUAUAUUUACUUUUCCUCAAUUUGAACAGUCGCCGGAGAAUUGAACGGAGAUCAAAUUUCCCGGCGACGGUGAUCGGAAAAUGUUCUGAAUUUUGCAAUUGAAUUAGGGUUUUAUUAUUAUUAAAGCGCGCAGAUAUGAAUGAAAUCAAGUCGGAAGAGGAGAAGAAGAUAGUAGAAAUAUUUUUGAAAAUAAUCGGUCCUUCUCCGCCUUGUCGAUUUAAUGUUCCUUCUUCUAUUAAGGUACAUGAAUUGAGAAAGAUGAUUGCUGGGAAUCGAAAUAUGCCUAUCGAAAAUUUAAAACUUGUUCUGCGAGGAAAUGUAUUGCAUGAUAGUGAAAAUGGAGAUGACAAAGUAGUCCAACUCAACAACGGAGAUUCACUAAUAGUUGCUUUCAAACCAAAGCCACCUCCUAAGCAUUUUCGUGAUGAAUUUGAUGAUGACGAUGAUGAUGAACUGAGGUUUCAGUUACCCCCAUCAACUAGUAAGUGGAAGAGGAAGUUUUUCCAUAUACUACGUGAUAGACUGAAAUUUCCAGAUAUGCUUUUGAUGGUACUUUUCUCCGUCAGUCUAAAGGUUUGGAUUAUGAUUGUGACUUGGUUCAUUCUGGCCUCUAUUGCGCGAAGAUAUGGUGUUGCACCUUUAUUUUUACUGGCGACUGGGUUUGGCCUCAUCUUUUAUAAUCUUGGACAUCGGAAGCAAGGAGAACUUAGUGCAUAUUCUGUAUUCAAUGAAGAUUUUCGAGAACUUCCAGGGACCCUCAACGCAGAUCAUAUUGACAGAGAUAUCCGGGCAGGCCGAUUUUGAGUCAAGACUUUUUUUGCUCCCUCGUCUAAUCAAAAUUCAUUUUGUACCAAAUGGUGACGAUCGUACAUGUGAAAGUCGAAUGAAGUUCAACACCAACGAACUAGCACCAUGCGUGACGAUGUGCCUAUGUUUUUAUCAAUGUAGUGAUAAAUCUUAGGUUCUACGCCUUUUACGCUUCUUUUUUCAGGUAUUGAAGUGUUCUGUAUUAUGUAACAUAGGAGAAAAGUUCAUGUAGAGCUGGGGACGGACCUAGCUUAGAAGUUUGAAUUCACGUGAACCCAAUGACUUUCGUUCAGAUCUUGUAUAUGUAUUAAAAAAUUCAUUAAAUCUAUAAAUAUUCGACUUUGAAUCUA